GUCAGUGAUGAGCAGGCGCCACCCAAGCCCCCCUUGCCAGAGGGCGAGGUGCCCCCGCCGCGGCCCCCUCCCCCAGAAGAGAGGGACGAGGAGUUCCCUGAGCAGAAGGUCGGGGAGGUGCUCAGUGAGCCCAUGAUGGUUGCGGCCAGGCAGCUGCAUGAUGAGGCGCGCAAGUGGUCCAGCAAGCCUGAGGAAGAGGAGGCGGUAGAGGAGAGGGAGGUAGAUGAUGACGAUGAGUUUACUGAUGGUGAGGAUGACUAUGAGCCAGAGCUGCUGAUGAUGCCAUCCAACCAGCCUGUCAAUCAACCCAUGCUGGCAGCCGCCCAGGCUCUCCACCAGGAGGCGCGCAAAUGGUCCAGCAAGGGUAACGACAUCAUCGCGGCGGCCAAGCGCAUGGCUCUGCUGAUGGCAGAAAUGUCCCGGCUGGUGCGCGGCGGGAGCGGGAACAAGCGGGCACUGAUUCAGUGCGCCAAGGACAUCGCCAAGGCAUCGGACGAGGUGACGAGACUGGCUAAGGAGGUGGCCAAGCAGUGCACCGACAGACGCAUCAGGACCAACCUCCUGCAGGUGUGUGAGCGCAUCCCGACCAUCAGCACGCAGCUGAAGAUCCUCUCCACCGUCAAAGCCACCAUGCUGGGACGGACAAACAUCAGUGAAGAGGAGUCCGAGCAGGCCACAGAGAUGUUGGUUCACAACGCCCAGAAUCUGAUGCAGUCAGUGAAGGAGACCGUCAGGGAAGCAGAAGCCGCCUCCAUCAAGAUCCGUACGGACGCUGGAUUCACCCUCCGAUGGGUGCGCAAGACUCCUUGGUACCAAUAAACAAACCAGGUCACUGAAAACACAGCGACAGCACACACCUCAUGAGUCAUAAUGUGCACAGUCAUCGUGGGUGCGUGCAUUAGAUUCGGUACCGAGCAGGUUUCAUUUACAGGAGUGAAUUCCGCUUUGCUCUCCACUUCCCUUUAUCUGUAACUUUUUAAUAUAUAUUUUUAUGGUAUGUUGUGUUAUGAGAGUUUAUCCAAAUCCC
Molecule: messenger RNA, 1027 nt
Organism: Paralichthys olivaceus (Japanese flounder)
Lineage: Eukaryota; Metazoa; Chordata; Actinopteri; Pleuronectiformes; Paralichthyidae
Source: RefSeq, a predicted model, not a curated record